GCCUCACGCAGCUCCUGCCCUGGGAGAGGCUGGGCUGGGCGCUGUGGUGGAAGGGCCUCUAGGGCGUUUUAGAACCGGCCUCAAGCGAUGCAAGAGGGAGGUUAAAACCCGUGUUAAUUUAAAACAAGCGGAGCGCCGGGGGUGUGGAAGGGGCCUUGAGUCCUUGUCCGUCCUCGGAAGUGACGGGCUGGGGGGGCCGCCGGCUCCUCCUGCCGGUAGGGAAAUAUUAACCCGGGGUGCUGCUGUCAUCUGGGGAUAAGGCAGGUUAGAAAGUUCCUUGCAGAAAACAGUUCACGACUUAAAUAGGCGCAAAACGACAAUGCAAAUUCCCAUUUUUACGGUUGAUGCCUUUACAAACCGGCCAUUUUCUGGAAAUCCUGCGGCAGUUUGUCUGCUUGAAAAUGAUUUGGAUGAAGAUUUGCACCAAAAAAUCGCAACAGAAAUGAACCUUUCAGAAACUGCUUUCAUCAAAAAACUGCACCCGAAAGAUGACUUUACCAAAAGUUCCUGCUUUGGACUCAGAUGGUUCACCCCAGCCAAUGAAGUUCCUCUCUGUGGUCAUGCUACACUUGCAGCAUCUGCUGUGUUGUUUCAUAUACAAAAAAACACAAAUUCAGUUCUCACAUUUGUGACAUUGAGUGGGGAAUUAAAAGCCAGACAAGUGGAAGAUUAUAUUGUCCUUGACUUACCACUUUACGUAACCUACCCACAGGUACUUCAGGAAGUAGAAGAGUUAAUAAAGGCAGCCGUUGGUGACAUGAUUGUUCAAGACCUGCGUUACUCUCCUGACACAAAGAAACUCUUAGUCCGCCUCAGUGAUGCUUAUGACAGGUCUGUGUUGGAAGGACUGCAAGUGAGCGCACAACGCUUUUUGUCAGCUGAAAAGACAGGAAAAGUGAAAGGACUCAUACUCACUCUUAAGGGAAAUUCCAGUGGAAAAGAGAAAGGCCAUGAUUUUUACUCCAGAUAUUUUGCACCUUGGUAUGGAGUUCUGGAAGACCCUGUUACAGGAUCUGCCCAUGCUGUUUUAAGCAGCUACUGGUCAGAGCAGCUGGGGAAGAAAGAGAUGCUCGCUUUUCAGUGUUCCCGCCGUGGAGGAGAGUUGAAGAUUUCACUGCGUAAUGAUGGAAGAGUUGACAUUGCGGGGCAAAUUGCUAUUGUAUUAAAAGGAAACCUGACUUUCUGAAGAAAUUGACACUAACAAUUUCAUCUCCCACACCUUCCCAUUAUUCAUAUUCUGCUGCUUAUAUCUAUAUUCUUGCUCUAGGCAAUGAAUCACUGCUGUCCUCAGAAGUCUCUGAUUACUUAUUUUCCCUUCUAAAAAAUUGUUUGACAAUGCUCACUCUAAUCUUCAGGAUCCUUGGUAUUGUUUUCUUCACUUUGAUCUUGCCAUUUCAUAUGUACACUGACCUCAGAAACUGUCCAAGGACAGCUAUCUUGUUAUUCUGCUUUUAAAUGAUUCUUUUCUUUAUUUCCAAAUUCUAUGUUAAAAGCCGCUCCUUCUUCCUCAAUUGAAUUGUAAAAUUUUCUGAGAUUGAUAAAACAGUCAAACUUCUCCCGCAUUCAGUCAUUCUGCAUGAAAUCAGACUACAGUCCUUUAAAAAAAAGUAAUAUUUUCUCUGCCAUAUAUUGAAGUGAUGCUCAUAUAUUCGUUAAUUUCCUUCCAUAAAAAAAUGAAAAAAACAUAAAUGGUUUAAAAUGUGCUUCAUAGUUCUAUUUUAUCAGCAGUAUUUUUCAAAGAUGAAUGGUAUUGUGAUGGCUUAUAGUACUGCUGCUUAGUCAACAUUUUUAAUUAAAGCUGUAGCAGAAGAAUUUAAGAGACUGACAUAGUGAUGCACAUAAAGCUGGUUAAAAUCUGAAAGAAAACUUUCUUAGUUACAGCACUAGCACUUACUUUCCAAAGACUGGACAUCUGCUCCUGAAUUAAAAGUUUCUCCUGUAAUUUUCUUCAUGAAGUGUUCUGCUUCAGCUUUUGUCACUUUUCCCUUUAAUGUUCUUGUCUUUCUCUGGAGUUAUUAGGGAUAUUGAACUGUUUUAUUUACUGUAGCUAAAACUCUCUUUUCCCUUUCAACUUGCUUUUGUCCUAAGCUUUGCUUUAGUUCUUUUUCUUUGCAAUGUUUCAGGAUGAAAUAUUUUGAACUCAGAGGCAUUUUCAUACUAUGGGCACAGCUGGAUGCCUUUUAUAAAUGAUGAGGAAUUCAGUUGUGCCAAGUUCUCCUAUUUCCAGUUACUUUGAAUUUUAUCAUAACUCAUAACUAACAGGUUACUUAAGCCCGAGUAGCUGGAGGCAAGUAACCGUGUGUGAAAUAAAAGUUUCUAGCUCCUGCUGCUACAAAGAACAUAUCAAAAAUAUGAUUUAAAUGCACGACAAAGCUCAAGACCUAGGUGAUGAAGACAAGGAAUCUCCAGAAGGAGAUGCAUGUUCUUGGUCUGUAUUCAAUCUUGUUGAAGAUCUUUGACCUGAAAUGUGGUUUAUAAACAUGGACUCAUCAUCAGAUGCAAGAUGUGGCUAUGGAGGCAGCUUAACAGCAAUGUUCCAAUGACAUAUUUAGCAGCUCCCUUGGCCUUUCCUUCUCCCAAAGUGAAGAAAAGAUCCAAUGAUGUGGAUCUUCUUGGGGAGCAAUAUUGCAAUCUUGUUUUGCUGCAUUUGCUGCUUCCUACAGGCUUAUGCAAAGAGUGAAUCUAGCCCAGCCUAUAAUCUGAGAUGCUUUGGGGAAAAAAAAAAACAACAAAACACUUUAAGAGUAAAACUUCCUUAAGAAUAUAAAUGAACUAAAGAAGCAAUUAUUGUUCACUCGUUCCCAUUUAACAAAUUGACAGUACAAUUUUUUUUUUUCUCACGGGGACUAAUAAUGAACAAAGCCCAGUAAAUUUUAAAUAUAUUUGCUAUCUGAAUUUCCUGACCAAACCAAUAUCUUUGCUGCCUAAUGGAUUUUUUUAGAGCUUACUACUACUUAGUCUCUAUUUCUGUUCAGGAUAGAAAAAUCACCAGAGCUCAGGUGGGAGACUUUGCAGUAAUGUGUUUGUAAUCAACAGAUUAGUUAAUCAGCCGUGAUUUAUUAAUCAUGAAUUAAUUAUACCUGAUUGUGCAGUUCUGCUGCCUAAAUGGAGCUUUAAAGGAGUUAUUUUAUUAAUCAUCAUUGUGCUAAUUGCAGACACUUACAGAAGGAUUGCUAAUUAAAUAUGCAACCAUAUGCAAAACAAGCAAGGCUGCUGAGAGUGGCAAGAAAAAGAACACUCAUUUUCUGAGUAGCAACUUUAUUCUCCUGAAAUACUGUGUAGUUGACCUGGUGAUCCUAAUAACUCACUAACACUUAUUUUAAUACAUUGCACAUUUUUAGUUAACAGCAACAGAAACUAAUUGUUGUGACAAAUAAAAUAAAAUAAUUUAGAA
Calidris pugnax (ruff) is the source of this 3394-nucleotide messenger RNA. RefSeq names its product phenazine biosynthesis-like protein domain containing (gene PBLD). Gene Ontology annotation, cellular component: cytoplasm. Gene Ontology annotation, biological process: biosynthetic process. The transcript has 9 exons. The record is from RefSeq and is a predicted model, not a curated record. The coding region runs from base 320 to 1186 and encodes 288 amino acids. Gene Ontology annotation, molecular function: isomerase activity. NCBI's taxonomy places the organism in Eukaryota, Metazoa, Chordata, Aves, Charadriiformes, Scolopacidae.